AACGCAUCUUCACAUUCAGAUUCAUCUCUGCGUUUUGGCCAUACCUUUCUCUCUCCCUCUCUUCCCUCUCAGUUUUUUUCCGCCGUAAUUACGAUUCAAUUUCCACAUUUCGUUUUCCGUCCAAGAGCGCACGGUUCGGAUUCUCCGAUUUCAAGCAACUGUAGAAGCAAUUGGAGUUCGAUUUUCCUUCGCGGAGCUCAUAAAUCUCACGAUCUGCGGCGGAUCGACGGAGAGGGAGAAGAAGAGAGGUGGAUAGAUGAUGUGGUGUAGAACGAUUGUGCUUCGCCGGAAGAGGAAGACCGGCGCCGUGCCGGUGUACCUGAAUGUGUAUGAUCUCACUCCGAUCAAUGGCUACGCUUACUGGUUCGGUCUCGGCGUCUAUCACUCCGGCGUCCAAGUUCAUGGGGUUGAAUAUGGGUUCGGCGCACAUGAGCAUUCUACCAGUGGAAUAUUUGAAGUAGAACCUAAGCAGUGCCCGGGAUUCACAUUCAGAAAAUCAAUACUUAUCGGGCGAACUGAUUUGGGCCCGAAAGAAGUCCGCACAUUCAUGGAGAAACUUGCCGAGGAGUAUGGUGGCAGCUCAUACAAUCUCAUCACGAAGAACUGCAACCAUUUCUGCAAUGAUGUAUGCACCAGAUUGACAGGGAAACAAAUUCCUAGAUGGGUUAAUCGCCUUGCUCGUUUAGGUUUUCUUUGCAAUUGCGUCCUCCCAGCUGGCCUGAACGAGACCAAAGUUCGACAAAUAAAGGCCGAAGACAGAGUUGGUGACAAGAAGAAGUUAAGAAGCCAUUCAAGUAGGUUUGUAAGUACUUCUGCCAAUACAAGCAACGCCACACCUCGUCCUACAAGGUCAGCUACAAGUAGUAGUAGUAGAAGACAGAGAACCCGAAAUUCUCCUUCCAUCUCUUUGAUUCGUUCUGCUUCUGCCUCUCCCUCUACUAUCAAGCUUUAGUCACCUCUUUCGUUCUUUGGACUUUAUGGGGAUUAACUCGCAUGUGAUGAUAAUAUUUAUGUGGGAUGAGUGGGAUGAAAUCACGUGAAUCAAUCAAAUGUAAGGUGACAUUUUUGUAAUAUUGUCACCUUAUGAAAUGGAUGGCUCGUGUGGUUUCGUUCUACUAAUUUCACCAAAAUAUCGUCGCAUUAGAGUCCAUCCCUAUAUUGAAGGAAAAAGAGUGGGAUGAAAGUCUUUAUGUUCUCCUACUUGUUAGGUUAAGUUAUCUUCACUUGUUUUUCCUCAAAUUGAAACAGAAAAGGCUGCUUCAAAAACAUUGCAGCAUUUCUUUCCCUGUAAAUUAGCUUUCUACUAAUUUUAUCAUUUUUUCUAGACUAAUGUGUGGAUUGCCUUUAAAAUGACACUCCCCAUUACUUUGUGUGGAUGGUGAGGUUUGGAGGUGUUUGAAUGGGCUACCAUCUUAAGAAGUUACUGAUUAUUCAUACGACUUAAAAUAUCUUCAAUCAAAUCCGUCGUUAAUGCAUUGUGAGUCUCUUCGAAUUUUUUGGCGGUUUCUUCGUUUAUUUUCUUCAUCGAUUUCUUUGUGCGUAGGCACUUCCUCGUCCGGGUUGUAAUGGCAAAUUGCAAACCCGUUAUUUUUAUGAUCAUAUUAUGAAAAAUAAUACACGCGUACAUGAUAUUCCUCAUUUUCGUAUGAGAAUAACACUUGGACAGACGAUUUAGAAUGUGUCACUUACCCUUUAACAACCUGAAGGCUCAUUUGAUAUAUUUUCUCGUCGCGUCAUGAGCUUUUUUGUAGGUCUGGCAUUUAAGACACAUUGGUUCAUAGAGGGACUUUACAAUCGUGGAAUAAUCUGGAUAUAUUCCAUCUGCAAGAUAAUAUCGAUGCUUGUAAAUUGUCUCUCUAAGCUCGAAAGACAAGUCUGGUGUAGUCUCAUUAAUCUAAUCGUCAUAAAUCUGAAAAUGAUUUCUAAAAUACUCUGGUGUGUAAACGCACGAAUUAUUGAAGUAGUCGUUGAGUAACAAAGCAUGUGCAACUGCCCGAUCACGGUUUAAACCCUCACGUCGGGUCGAGUGUCGGCGUUGGGAGAAUUCUUCUUCUUCUCAUUGGGCUUGUUGCCACCACUGAUAACAACCUGUUGCAAAACAACGAAAAAUGAGAGCUUUCUUUUCAUCUCCAGAUGAAGAUGAAUCCAUUUUUUUGAAUAUUUUGUUAAGAAAAUUAAAAAAUAAAAUAAAUUUUGGAGGAGGUA
Messenger RNA from Cuscuta campestris, 2205 nucleotides. Lineage: Eukaryota; Viridiplantae; Streptophyta; Magnoliopsida; Solanales; Convolvulaceae. The record is from the annotation of a GenBank genome assembly.